AUGGCAUCUCCGGUGUCCGUGGUUUGCGUGGGCAUGGCUGGCUCAGGCAAGACUACCUUCAUGCAAAGAAUCAACUCCUAUCUGCAUGAAAAGAAGACCGUCCCAUAUGUGGUCAACCUCGACCCCGCGGUGCACUCGGUGCCCUUCGAGAGCAACAUCGAUAUCCGUGACUCCAUCAAUUACAAAGAAGUGAUGAAACAGUACAACCUGGGUCCUAAUGGAGGAAUCUUGACUUCGUUAAAUCUGUUCGCCACCAAGGUCGAUCAAAUCAUCUCGCUCUUGGAGAAACGCACCGCCCCAAACCCCGAAAACCCUUCCGCAAAGCCAAUCGAACACAUCCUAGUCGACACCCCCGGCCAAAUCGAAGUCUUUGUCUGGAGUGCAUCGGGCAGUAUCCUUCUCGAGACCAUGGCGACAUCAUUUCCGACAGUCAUCGCAUAUGUUAUCGAUACACCUCGCGCAAGCUCUACCAGCACCUUUAUGAGCAACAUGCUCUACGCAUGCAGUAUCUUGUACAAGACCAAGCUUCCCAUGAUCUUGGUUUUCAACAAGACUGAUGUCAAGGAUGCUGAGUUUGCCAAGGAAUGGAUGACCGACUUUGAUGCAUUCCAGCAGGCACUGCGGCAGGAGGAAGACUCAGGCGCCUUUGGAGCUGAAGGCGGUGCCGGUGGCUUUGGUUCUGGCAGUGGAUACAUGGGAUCCCUUCUAAACAGCAUGAGUCUCAUGUUGGAAGAAUUCUAUCGACACCUCAGCGUCGUUGGCGUCAGCUCAAUGACUGGAGAUGGCAUUGAAGAGUUCUUCGAGGCUGUGGAGACGAAGCGACAGGAGUUUGAACGUGAUUACAAGCCUGAAUUGGAGCGCAAGAAGAAAGAGCGGGAAGAUCAAUCAUCAUCCCAGCGGGAGCUUGAACUUGGAAAACUAAUGAAAGACAUGAAUGUGUCUGGGUCAAGCCGGCAGCCGUCGAGGAAACCCGCCGGAGAGGAGCCUGAGACUGUCAGUGAAGCCGAAGAUGAAGAAGAUGAGAUCAUCAAGCGCGGAUUGGCAGAUGGAGAAGACAGUGAUUAUGAGGACUACGUCGGCCCUAACGCUGGCAAUGAUGAGGGUCUCUCCCAGCGUUACCAGGAGGCUCUGUCAGGCUCCCAAAGUGCUCCAACAGAACAGGACAACAGCUUCACGAGAUAUUUGCGCGCGAGCAAUAUGCAACAGUGA
This is a messenger RNA of Penicillium samsonianum, 1209 nucleotides long. RefSeq names its product putative ATP binding protein. Bases 1 to 1209 code for a protein of 402 amino acids. The record is from RefSeq and is a predicted model, not a curated record. NCBI's taxonomy places the organism in Eukaryota, Fungi, Ascomycota, Eurotiomycetes, Eurotiales, Aspergillaceae. The transcript is spliced from 2 exons. Gene Ontology annotation, molecular function: GTPase activity.